CUUCAUCGUUUUGUAUCGUCGCAAUGCGCCAGGUUACCGCAUGCUACAGUGCAGUAGUUUAUGGGCUCAAAGGCUACCUCAAUGUUGGAAUGUUGCUGUUUUACGGUGGGUUGUGCAUUUCCAUAUGGAUAAUAUAUGCAACCGUACAGGCAGCGCAGAGUGUACAAAACAGCGUCAGCGCUCUGACGCACAGCUUCAAACUGCUUUUCGUACUAGAACAAGCGAAUGAAUAUGCAGAUGAAAAUAAGCUAAAGAUAGUAAAACAGCUUUUGCAAAUAGUUACAACGCGACCAAUAAAAGUAAAAGCCUUUGGUGGUAUUGACGUCAACAUGACGCUGAUUCCCGCGUGCCUCAGCAUCGUCGCGGUCUACACUAUCAUCGCUCUCCAGUUCAACAAAAUCGUGUAACGCGUCGCUCUCCGAUUUAACAAUGUCGUAUAACGUAGUGACCUAAAAU
This is a messenger RNA of Cydia fagiglandana, 456 nucleotides long. RefSeq lists its product as uncharacterized. Lineage: Eukaryota; Metazoa; Arthropoda; Insecta; Lepidoptera; Tortricidae. The transcript is spliced from 3 exons. The record is from RefSeq and is a predicted model, not a curated record. The coding region runs from base 24 to 407 and encodes 127 amino acids.